Phragmites australis (common reed) is the source of this 2544-nucleotide messenger RNA. Its product is annotated as U-box domain-containing protein 52-like. The coding region runs from base 13 to 2337 and encodes 774 amino acids. Gene Ontology annotation, biological process: protein phosphorylation. Lineage: Eukaryota; Viridiplantae; Streptophyta; Magnoliopsida; Poales; Poaceae. The transcript is spliced from 8 exons. The record is from RefSeq and is a predicted model, not a curated record. Gene Ontology annotation, molecular function: protein kinase activity; ATP binding.
CUCGAUCCCGGAAUGGGCAAGUACAGCGACGGGAAGGACGGCGAGACCGGCGGCAGCUACCCGCUGGUGGCGGUGUGCAUCGACAAGGACAAGAACAGCCAGAACGCGCUCAAGUACGCAACCGAGACGCUCGCCCACAAGGGCCAGACCAUCGUCCUCGUCCAUGUCAACACCAAGGGCACCUCAGGAGGGGUGGAGGACGCGGCCGGGUACAAGCAGCCGACGGACCCGCAGAUGAAGGACCUCUUCCUCCCGUUCCGCUGUUUCUGCACGCGCAAAGACAUCCAUUGCAAGGACGUGGUGCUGGACGACCACGACGUGGCCAAGUCGAUCGUCGAGUUCGCGGCGCAUGCCGCCAUUGAGAAGCUCGUUGUCGGCGCCACCACGAGGGGUGGCUUCGUCAGGUUCAAGGCCGACAUCUCCAGCAGCAUCUCCAAGACGGCGCCGGACUUCUGCACCGUGUACGUUGUAACCAAGGGCGGCAAGGUGACGUCGGUGCGGCAGGCCAUCCGCCAGGCGCCGGCCGUCUCGCCGCUCCGGACCAUGAUCCAGGGCCCCAAGGCCGAGCAUGUGCCCACACAGAAAUGGACGCCGCCUCCUCCAGCUGCAAGAGGUGAUGCUGCUGGGACACCAAAAUUGCAAGAAAAUCACAUCUUGUCGCCAUUCGCGAGGACGGGGCUGAACGCGGGGUCGGCGCGGAAGGCGUUCCCCGACUUCUCGCUGCCCGAGUCGUCGGACAUAUCGUUUAUCAGCUCCGGGCCCCGCGGGAGCACGGACCGGUACCCCCCCUGCCCGCCGCGGCUGUCGAGCGGGUCUGAUGGCCUCGACCAGCACAGCUUCGAGGCGUCGCGCACGCCCAGCAGGUGGGGCGACUCCUUCGGCAACGACAGCACGUCGCACUCCCAGACCAGCACCUCAUCUUGGUCCUCCCUUCCCACGGAGGACAUGGAGGCAGAGAUGAAGCGGCUGCGGCUGGAGCUGAAGCAGACCAUGGACAUGUACAGCACGGCGUGCAAGGAGGCGCUCAGCGCGAAACAGAAGGCGAUGGAGCUGCAGCGUUGGAAGGCGGAGGAGGAGCAGCGGACGCAGGGGUCGCGCCUGACGGAGGAGUCGGCCAUGGCGCUCAUCGAGCAGGAGAAGGCAAAGGCGAGGGCGGCCAUCGAGGCGGCCGAGGCGUCGCAGCGGCUGGCGGAUCUGGAGGCUCAGAAGCGGAUCGGCGCGGAGAUGAAGGCCCUAAAGGAGGCUGAGGAGCGUCUCCGGUCCAUGGGCGCCGGGGCGCGCGAGACCGUCAGGUACCGCAAGUACACCAUCGAGGAGAUCGAGCUCGGCACCGACCACUUCAACGAGGCACGCAAGGUCGGCGAGGGCGGCUACGGCCCCGUCUACAAGGGCCACCUCGACCACACGCCGGUCGCCAUUAAGGUGCUCCGCCCCGACGCCGCGCAGGGGAGGUCGCAGUUCCAGCAGGAGGUGGAGGUGCUCAGCUGCAUCCGCCACCCCAACAUGGUGCUCCUCCUGGGCGCCUGCCCCGAGUACGGCUGCCUCGUGUACGAGUACAUGGCCAACGGCAGCCUGGACGACUGCCUGUUCCGGCGCGGCGGCGGGCCGGUGAUCCCGUGGCAGCACCGGUUCCGCAUCGCGGCGGAGAUCGCGACGGGCCUACUGUUCCUGCACCAGACCAAGCCCGAGCCGCUGGUGCACCGCGACCUCAAACCAGGCAACAUCCUCCUGGACCGCAACUACGUGAGCAAGAUCAGCGACGUCGGGCUGGCGCGCCUCGUGCCGCCGUCCGUCGCAGACACCGUCACGCAGUGCCACAUGACAUCGGCCGCCGGCACCUUCUGCUACAUCGACCCAGAGUACCAGCAGACCGGCAUGCUCGGCGUCAAGUCCGACGUGUACUCGCUCGGCGUCAUGCUGCUGCAGAUCGUCACGGCGCGGUCGCCAAUGGGGCUCACUCACCACGUCGGGCGCGCCCUGGAGCACGGCACAUUCGCCGACCUGCUCGACCCGGCCGUCCACGACUGGCCCGUCGAGGAGGCGCAGCGCCUCGCCGAGAUCUCCCUGCGGUGCUGCGAGCUUCGCCGCAAGGACCGUCCUGAUCUCGCCACCGUCGUGCUCCCCGAGCUCAACCGGCUCCGCGCGCUCGGCGAGGACAACAUGCAGUUCUGCAACACCAUGAGCGCCCGGGGCGGUGGCAUGCACAGCUCGCCCUUCCAUACCAACUACUCGCAGCCACAGCACGAUGUGGCGAGUGAUCCACUGCUAGGGAGACCGCAGUACAGCUCCAACGCGACCCAGUCCGCCAUGCCUGCGAGGAGGUCCAACUACAACUAAGCUAUUCUGAUCGCAUUACACGUAACCAGCCGACAGUCUGAGUAGACAGUUACUGUUGUUAACUGACACAGAACCGGGGGGCAUGCCAAUGCCAAUGGUGCAUUUCUUUGUUGUAAGUUGUAAGUGUGCAGUGUGUAGUCUUUCUAAAAUUCUGUUCUCAUGUAAACAACCUGAAUUUCAAAGGCAAAUUGGAUACCGACAGUUUCU